Messenger RNA from Rotaria sordida, 1010 nucleotides. The record is from the annotation of a GenBank genome assembly. NCBI's taxonomy places the organism in Eukaryota, Metazoa, Rotifera, Eurotatoria, Philodinida, Philodinidae.
AUGAAAUUACAAACUGUAACACGAUCUUCUGAGAAUGAAUCAUCUAAUGAUCGUACAACAAUAAAUGAAGAUAAAAAUUUUGAUGAAGGUUUAAAUGAAGAUUCAAAAGAAAAUUUAAAUGAAGGUUUAAGUGAAGAUUCAGAUGAAAGUUCAAAUGAAGUUUUUGCUGAACGUUCAAGUCAAGAAUCAAAUGAUGAUCUUAAUGAUGGUCUAAAUGAACAUAAUGAAGAUCAAAUAACAAAUUCUGAACAACGUCCAUCAAUACUUGUUAUGAAUUCUUUUGUGAAAUUACGUAAGUUGUAAAAACAUUUUUAUGUGUAAAAAGAGGAUGAGGAAUAUUUGAAUAAAUAAUAUUCUCAAAAUUUGACGAUUAGAGUAGUUUUUAUCAUGAAGAUGCCGUUUCUAUUAUAACAGUUCUUCUCUUUUUCCUUUUUACAGAAGAAAAUGCGAGUCUCUUGAUUUGGAUGACCUAUAUUUCUAUAAAACAGUAGACAUAUUUUUUUCCGUCUGCAAAUGAUUUUGUUAUGAAAAUAUAAAAUAGUAAAUAAUAUCUUUUCUAUCUGACAGGAUCAUUUUUCAAGGUAUCUUUCAAAUGGAUUGGUUAUCAUCACAACAAUCAUGCAAAAUUAGACUAAUUUGGACAUCUUGGUUAAAUAAUUUUUUUUUUGCUGCUUGUCGCUUCUUUUAUUUGAUUUCUGCUUGUCUUUGCACUAAAUAUUUUUCUUCUCUUCAAAAACAAUUAAAAGUAUAUCUCACGCUUUUUAUCGAAUGUCCAAAUGAAAAAUUAUUGUACUAUCUCUAGAAGCCUUCUCACAAUAAAAUAUAGUUUUUUUUCUUUCUUUUAGUAAAGGUGAAGUUUGGAAGUUACGUGAUCAAUUAAGAUAACGAAUGAUGUUUCGAAAAUCUCACCAAAAAUCUACUGAAAACGAUAGAAGGUGUGGACGAUUGAUUACACAACUCAGCCAUAGCAAAUCGAGUCGAUUUUUUUGGGGGUGGUUUACAAGAAAACA